Rattus rattus (black rat) is the source of this 2059-nucleotide messenger RNA. It is a transcript of the gene Ptar1, whose product is annotated as protein prenyltransferase alpha subunit repeat containing 1. Lineage: Eukaryota; Metazoa; Chordata; Mammalia; Rodentia; Muridae. The transcript has 7 exons. Gene Ontology annotation, biological process: protein prenylation. Gene Ontology annotation, cellular component: cytoplasm. The record is from RefSeq and is a predicted model, not a curated record. The coding region runs from base 58 to 1332 and encodes 424 amino acids. Gene Ontology annotation, molecular function: protein prenyltransferase activity.
ACUCCCGCCGGCGGCUGGGUUCUCCCGGAGGCGCGCCCGAUCGCGGCGGCCGCCAACAUGGCCGAGACGAACGAGGAGGUGGCGGUACUGGUGCAAAGGGUGGUGAAGGACAUCACUAACGCCUUCCGCAGGAACCCGCACAUAGAUGAAAUUGGUCUGAUCCCAUGUCCCGAAGCAAGAUAUAACCGGAGUCCCAUUGUGCUGGUUGAGAACAAACUCGGCGUGGAGAGCUGGUGUGUCAAGUUCUUAUUACCAUAUGUCCACAAUAAGCUCCUCCUGUACAGAACGAGAAAGCAGUGGCUAAACAAAGAUGAACUGAUAGAUGUCACCUGCACUCUGCUGCUGCUCAACCCAGACUUCACCACUGCAUGGAAUGUGAGGAAAGAGCUCAUCCUCUCUGGCACUUUAAGUCCAGUUAAGGAUCUACAUCUGGGAAAAUUGGCCUUAACUAAGUUUCCCAAGAGUCCAGAGACAUGGAUUCACAGGCGCUGGGUGCUGCAGCAGCUAAGUCAGGAAACGUCCCUGCCUUCCUCUGUGGCCAAAGGAAGCUUAGGUGUAGUUCCUGCAGAAAGGACCCAGCGGAUAAUACAGGAAGAGAUGGAAGUCUGCAGUGAAGCAGCAGGGAGAUAUCCCAGCAACUAUAAUGCCUGGUCCCAUCGCAUCUGGGUUUUACAGAACGUGGCCAAGCUGGAUCUGAAGAUCCUUCUUGAUGAACUAUCUUCUACUAAACACUGGGCGUCCGUGCAUGUCUCAGACCACAGUGGAUUUCACUAUCGCCAGUUCUUGCUAAAGUCCUUGAUUAGCCAGACAACGACAGACAAUGCUGUACCGCAGCACAACUCUUUGAAAUGUGAGCCGAAAGAUGAAGCAGCAGCAGCCUCAGCAGAGGAGCCCAGUGUGAACCUUCCCCAGCUCCUAGAAGAAGAGGUGGAAUUCUGCACAGAUCUUAUUGAUUCCUAUCCAGGGCAUGAAACCCUUUGGUGUCACAGGCGACACGUUUUCUACCUUCAACAUCACUUAAAUGGCAGGCUCCCUCCAAGCUUGACUCCCCUGUCACCCUCAGACUGCUCUGGGGCAGCUUUGAAUGACUUGCACCAGAUUCCAACCAGCCCUCAGCUAUCUCAGGCAAUGGAAGUAGACGGACUGAGUGACUCAAGCAAGCAAGGCUAUUCCCAGGAAACCAAGCGCCUAAAGCGGACCCCAGCUCCAGACUCCCUAGGCCUGGAGAUGGAGCACAAGUUUAUUGAUCAAGUGUUGUCUACUUGUCGGAAUGUAGAGCAAGCCAGGUAUGCCAAUGCAUACAGGAAAUGGCUGGUGACUUUGAGUCAGUGACAGGGGUGGAUUCAGCCUAAGAAAUUCCUUUUAGUGCAAUAUUGCUUUUCUUUCUCAACGCUAUAGUUGCAUGAACUGACUGGCUAACUGUAUUUUUCAUCUACAGCUUAAAAGUCUAUAAGGAACCUUUUGUUUUAUUUAUUUUGUUAAGAGCCGGCAUUCCUUUGGGUAUAAUCGUGUAGUUCCUUCCUGCUAAACAGUGUCUUAAUUCUUUUUUUUUUUUUUUUCCUCUUUGGUCCAUGGCUUUCUCCGUCCAUACUUGGGCUUCUCAUUUGGCUCUUGUGAUUGCCUCCCAUACUUACUCACCGCAGUUCAGUUGCUAUAUAGGCAGUUUCUUUAAACAUUGAAAAUUUUUGUUGUAGUUCAGCUUAAGAAUAUUAACACAUAUGCAGAAGAACUUACUCUAACUGCAGUUUUGAGAAUAAAAUGGCUAGAUGGGGCCGUGAGGAUGUAAGCCACUUCUUCCUCAAGCAUGUUCUCCAGUUAUCCACUAAGAGAACCAAAGCCAGGAGUGUUGAAAUUUAUAUAGAAAAAAAAAUGCUUCCAAUGUAAUCUAUUUUUUAAAUGAUUAUUUAAAAAAAAACUAAACUAAUUUAAGAGUUUAUGUAAUUGUAGUACUGAGAAAUUAUUUUUAUUACUAGUUUUGAUAGAUUGUUUUUACCUCAUAUUUGGUAUAUGCCAAAACAGCAAGUCAGCCCUCAUAAAAUAAAUUCUUUUUUAAAAAAAA